Messenger RNA from Coccidioides posadasii C735 delta SOWgp, 800 nucleotides. RefSeq lists its product as uncharacterized. Lineage: Eukaryota; Fungi; Ascomycota; Eurotiomycetes; Onygenales; Onygenaceae. The record is from RefSeq and is a predicted model, not a curated record. Gene Ontology annotation, biological process: chromosome segregation. Gene Ontology annotation, cellular component: Mis6-Sim4 complex; kinetochore.
AAUGAGCUGCUGGGGAAGCCAUAUGUAUCUGCUACGCUACAUGCUCCACCAGUAAACUGUCAGGCCUAUUGAGCUCGUGGAUUUUCUUUGCUAUGGCUCCAUCUGAGGAAUCGAUUCUCUCUAACUUUCUCAUUUCGCCAUCACCACUCCCUAGGAUCAUAUCUCUUGAGAAAUUUACGGAGCUCUUCCCAAAGAAACUAAGGUCUCAUCCCCAGAUCAGGACUCUCUAUCGCGAGCUACAGCAUGUCCGGGCUCAGGAUAUUGCCUUGGUCAAAGAAAAUAUUGAGAGAGAGGUCAAGAACGGAGAAAAACAAAAGGAAGAGCUCCGACAAUCUUAUGCUCAAAGAGGCGUAUCCAAUCUAGAUGCACGCGAUAAAAUGGAAAUAGACAUGGACAUUCAAUUAUUCGGCCAGCCUUCCACCACUGCUCCGGAAGACGCUCAUACCCUUGACACCAUUUUACCGGAAAUGCAACGUGCCAUAUCUGCCGUGGAAAAGGAAAUCGAAGCCACCGAGAAAGAGUGCUCUUCUAUUCUAGCAGGCCUUACUACGACAGUUGAAGAGCUCAGCGACCUGCGCUACGGGAAGCUCAACAACCUUCCUGGUGCGGAUAUUACCAUCGCGGAAGACGUAGUAAAAGGAUUGAAUAACCUUAAGGACAUCUGCAAUUCGUCUAUGAAGUGAUCGAUGAACAAUAAAGCUCCAGGUAUUCUUGUGGGCGGGGAUCCUUCAACGUCCACCUGGAUCUGUUCCCCGUGUUUCGAUCACAUCAACUCCGUAUAGAUGGAGGCAUUCCCAAAG